AUUCGACACCCCUGGCCAGGCGCAACUUUUGAAUUGGUGCUUUGUAAGGAAAGAUGGUUAUUGCCCGGGCUAAAGAUGGCAAUCCAUCCACAAGGUUUUAUGAAAAUCCGGAGAUAAUCGCUACCUUUGAUCCGGUGAGGAUGUGGUUGACCAGAAAUCACAAAAAGUACACGCAAACCGAGCCUCCCACCAACAAGAGCCUGGCUACUUUAUGCUUCCAAUUGCUACAGUUUCAAGAAGCAAACUUCACAAGCAGCUCCAGGUCUUUCAUUAGAAUUCCUUUUAAAUGUUUCAUGGACUUCAAGCCCGGUGGAGGAUUAUGCCACAUAUUCUUAACUUGUUUUAAGUUCCGUCACGAAAAUAACUGGAAGAAAAUUGAUCUCUCCUCAUCUUCUAGAACAGAUAAGCAUAUGGAAAUGUUUUCAGUAAUUGAACGAGAGCUUAUUGCGUAUAAAUGUAUGGAGAGACCUGUGGUUUACAUAUCGCCCACUGUUGAAAAGAACUUAAAUAGCAGGCUGCGAGAAUGUGCUAAACGCCUAAAUGUAUCUGUAGUGGAGUCAGCUUCUGAAGCUACACACAUUUUACAUCCACCACCUUCAAACUGGUCUGGAGACAGUCGAGAUGAUUUUCAAGUUCAACGAUUCCGUGUUAUGUUUCACGAAGGUCGAGGAGUUCUUCUACACUGGUUAUAUUCACCCGCUUCGCAUACCACUUGGUAUACUGGUCUACAGUUUGAAUGGUCUCCUGAGACUGAAUCACCUUUUCAACUUGAAAAUGUUCGUCCAUGGGAAGUAGACGCUCGUUGGCUUCUAUAUUCCGAUGAAGCAUAUGAAUGGAUGAUUGAAGAGGAUUUCUUAGUCUCAGGUUCUGUCAAGCCUAGGCAGACAUAUUCACCGGAUGAGUUUAUGGCACUAAAUUCAGCAGCAGCUGUGAAUAGUAGUUCUUCAUCUUCUCAAUUCAGUAGUUCAUUUACACCAUCAUCACAUCCAGACAAUAGUGGAAGUAAGAAAAAACGUCGUCGAUCACCUUCUCCAUCAGCAUCAGAUUUAUAUCAACCAAAUGUGAGUGGUAAAAAACGACGUCCUGGUUCAUCUAUCACUGGUUCUCAUGAACGUUCAAAUCGUGGUCCAAGUGGACAUGGAUCAUCUCGUAAAAUCCGAAAAGAGGCUAUUGUAACUUUGUUCGGGCAUACAGAUGAAGAUGAGUCGUCAUGUCAUACUGGUCCACAAGAUCCUAAUAAAGAUGAUACUAAUGAUACGGAUAUUACAAAAGAUUUCGAUGAUCCAGAACCACCGAACAAAGUGACGCCUAUAACAACAACACCAGCUGCUAAUGGUUCCGGAUUCAAUGCAUCACGACCAACACGAACUGGCAACAACAAUAGUAAUACUAACACUUUGCAUAGUGGUGGCGGUGGUGGUGGCGGUGGCGAUCUAGGUACUGGAAGAUCACUGUUCGAUCUAGAUGAAGACAAUGAUACAGGUGAUGGUGUAGAUGGUGGCGGAAUGAAUGAAUAUCAUGCUGGAAUGAGUGGAGUCGGUGAUUUAGGUCCUGGUGGCACUUCGAAUCAAGGUGAUGAAGGCAGUCGACAAGGUGGAAUUCAUACUGAUUUGAGUGUUACGGAACAAGCUCACUGUAUAGUGAUACCAUCGUAUUCCGCCUGGUUCGAUUACAAUGCUAUUCAUGGGAUUGAACGUCGUGCACUACCGGAGUUUUUCAAUGGUCAGAAUAAAAGUAAAACACCGGAAGUGUAUUUAGCAUAUCGUAAUUUUAUGGUUGACACGUAUCGAUUGAAUCCACAGGAAUAUCUUACCUUCACAGCCUGUCGACGUAAUCUUACCGGUGAUGUUUGUUCUAUCCUACGUGUACACGCCUUUUUAGAACAGUGGGGUUUAAUUAAUUAUCAAGUGACAGCUCCAUUGACAACAUCAACUAGUGGUAGUGGUACACUGGGUGUAUCAGGCGGUGCAACAGAAGCAGCACGACUAGCUGUUGCAGCGAGUUUAGGCCCCCCGAGUACAGCACAUUUUCAUAUACUGGCGGAUAGUGCCAGUGGUCUACAACCGAUCGGGAAUCAAAAUGUUGUUGCAACAAGCACAAUUGUGUCAACUAGUGGUGGUGGGGCAACAACAACUACAACUUUGACGGAUGGUGGACAAUCUGCUGUUAAAGACAAUAGUACUAAUAAUAAUGGUAAUGUUGCCGCGGCUACCUCUAUUACUUCUACAAAUAAUGAAGUUAUUACAGUGUCUACUAGUUCAACUAAACCGGAAUCACAAGGAAAUGAAUUCACUGGCACCUCGGUAACGAUAUCGUCAGCCUCGACCACAACAUCGACAGAAGCAGUCAACACUGCACUACCAACUGUCUCAGCAGCAACAACAACAACAGCUAUCAACAAUUCUAGUGCUACAAACAUUACUGCUAAUAACAAUAUUAAUAAUACACAAGUAGGAGUAAAUAAAUUACCGACAAUCGGUGAUCCAGCUUUACGAACAGAUCAAUAUCUUGCCAAUGCAAGUAUUAACAAAGCCACUGGCGGUUUACUAGAUAAUCGUAGUCAGUCUGCUACUACUACAACGGCUACAUCAGAUACAGUGCCACCACCAACAUCACAAGCAACAGUUGUUAAUACUAAACUGCUUAAAGGUGCUACACAAAGUGGUUGGACAGAUCAAGAGACUUUGUUACUACUCGAGGCUUUAGAACUAUAUCGGGAUGAUUGGAAUAAGGUUGCUGAACAUGUCGGCAGUCGUACUCAGGAAGAGUGUAUUUUGCAUUUCUUACGCCUACCGAUUGAAGACGCCUACCUUGAAGGCACAGAUCCUAUCUUGAAUUUAACCUCUCUAGCGAAUGCAAGUCAUCCUACACCACCAUUUUCAAAGACAGUGAAUCCAAUCUUAUCGACUGUGGCCUUUUUAGCCGCUGCUGUAGAUCCACGUGUUGCAGCAGCAGCUGCUCAAGCAGCACUCACCGAAUAUGCUAAAAUGCGUGAUGAAGUCCCUGCGGGUUUACUACGUGAGCAUAAAGCACGCGUUGAGGCAGCCGUAAAAUUAGGUCAUCCAGUUGAUCCACAGAAAUUCGGAUUGGAUGAAGUCGGUGGAAGUAAAGUCAACGAGGAGUUGGAGAAACCUUGUCCACUGCCGAGUGUUGUUCCCAAUGAAAAGUCAAUGGAACAAGUAAUAUCAGUUGAAAAUGAAGCUAAAGAAAUUGAGCAUAAGGAAAGUACUCCAAUGGACAUCACUAGUAGUAGUGCAGUUGAUGAAUUAACUACUGAAAAUAAGUCGAAAAGUCCUGAGGCGGCUUCAUUCAUUCCUAAACCUGAAGAAUGUAAAAUGGAUACUGUUGAAUGUCAAGAGGCGACUGAUGUUAAUAAAGCUGAACCAAUGAUUAUUGAAGAACAAGAGGCUAAAGGGGAAACUGAUGAAGCUACCGGAGUAACACAGACAAAACCUGGUGAACAACAACAACAGACAGUUGAAUCACUUCCACAUUUAGUAGAACAACAAACUGAACCUGUUGUAUCAGAGGCAACUACGGCUAUCGACGCCAGUGCUACUACUUCUGCCGCCGCUACGUCGGUUGUACAAGAAUCAGAGAAGUCGUCAGCUGACCAACAACAGCAACCACAAUCGCAAUCACAACUAGCGGAACCAAGUGAAAAGACUGCUGCCACAAACUCAUUACCACCGAAUCCCGAUAGUCUAGGCACAGCUGCUGCGUGUGCAUUAGCCGCUGCUGCUAUUAAAGCGCGUCAUUUAGCCAGUGUUGAAGAGAAGCGUAUCAAGGGGUUAGUUGCUCAGCUGGUGGAAACACAGCUGAAAAAGUUGGACAUUAAACUUAAACAAAUUCAGGAGUUGGAGAGUAUCAUGGAAAGAGAAUAUGAAAUGAUUGAACAAAUGCGUCAACAAUUACUUCAAGAACGUCAAGCAUUCCAUAUGGAAGUGAUUAAGACAAUGGAGAAUCGUGCUAGGUCGUUAGUACACCAUCACCAACAACAGCAACAGCAGCAACAACAACAACCACAGGGUGUUGGUGGUGGUGUUGUUGUACCUCAACAGCAACAACCGCCGGCCCCACUACCGUCUCAACCCUUACAACCGCAACCACAGCCACAACUGCAACAACCACCACCACAACAACAGCACCCUUUACCAUCCGCUUAUGCUACCCCUCAGGGUAAUACAUAUCCAGUGAAUCAGAUUACGCAUAUAAAUCAAGUACAACCACAACCACCACUACCCCAACAACCACAACACCAACAACAAUUACAACCAGGUACUCAUAUUAUUCAGCAGCAACAACAACAACAGCCGCAACAGAUACCUCCUUCAUAUCCACCUCAAAUUCCAUCGAUUCCUAAUGAUCCAAGAUUAAUGUUGAAUAAUCCAACAGCUCCAGGAAACUUGUCUGUUUAUCCACCGCCAGCACCACAACCACCACCACAGAGUUAUCCUUCGACUGUACAGCCACCACCACUGCAACAGCAACAGCAGCAACCUCUAGCACCGUCAUUAUCCUCCUCAUCAUCAUCAUUACCAUCGCCUAAUCAACAACCUCCAUCUGUUGGGCAUACUUCACCGACACCAACUCAACUGAUUCAACAUCAUCCACGUGAAGAGUGUCAACAAACAACAAGUCAAUCCUUACCACUGCAAGCAUCUUCAACAAUGCCUAAUACUGCUAGUAAUAAUAAUCCACCACAAAUGGACACGACAAGUGAAGUAGUUUGGUCUAGUUCUGUAUAUCCACCGACAACAAUGACAACAGCAGCACCACCACCAGCAACCGCAACAACAACCACACAGCCAUCAAUGGAGCCGCAUACUGUUCGUCAAUUUAUUGAACAACCAUCUAGAGAUAAUCCCAUGGUCCCGGUACCAAAUAUCACUUUGACAAUAUCUCAAAAUGUUAUUCAUCCUUCGGCGGAUACUGUUACAGCAGCAUCAACAACAACAACAACUAAUACUAGUGUCUUAGCGAACAGUUUAUGCGCUAAACCAUCACCGCUGUCUUCUACACAAUCGAUUAGUUCUGCUGCUGCUGCUGCUGUUCCUGGUGUUGUUGUUGUUGGCAGUGGAGAUGGGUGUAGUGAGGCAGUGGCGGCGACGGCAGCAGGAGGUUUUCAAUCUACUGAACACCACCACCAUCAAGAACAGCAACAGCAACCACAACAGCAUCAAGUCUCAUCGAUAGAAGUGAACUCGUGUACUGUUGCUAGCCUACUUUCAGAUGAUAAUAAUAAUGCGAAUAUAGAAGUUCCAGAAGCAUCUGGUGCUCCUGCUACAGCUGCCGCAGCAACCACAACUACUGCUGAGGGUAGUGGUAGUCCAUCAGUGCCGGACAAUAAUCCGUCAAUAGCACCACCAUCGCAAACACAAACGCAACCUGAAUUGAGUGGUUCUACGAAAGAAGAAGGUAACAUUCAUCAAGCGGAGUAGUAAUAGCAUAUAUAUAUAUAUAUAUAUAUAUAUCACUUCUGAUUGUCUAUUUUAUGGACGUACACUACACUACACUACUAGUUCUCUGGUGUGUGUGUGUGUGUAUUGCAUUCUCUUUUUUCCUAUUACUGUAAUGUUGAUGACACAUUUUUAGUCAACUUUCAUUGUGUGUUCCUCUUUUUCUCUCUCGUUGUAAUCAAAUGCCAUCUUCGUUCACCAAGACACAUACAUAUAUGUGUAUAUCCAUUGUUCACGUCUGUCACUCUACUUCGCUUUUUGAAUAAUAUUCAAGUUUUUAAUAUGUUUUUCAUUGGGUUUGUGCAUUUAUUAAAACAAAUGUUACCCCUCCCCCACUCUUUCUCGUUUUUCUUAAUGAAAAUAAUAAUAAUAAUAAUAUGAAUA
Molecule: messenger RNA, 5843 nt
Organism: Trichobilharzia szidati
Lineage: Eukaryota; Metazoa; Platyhelminthes; Trematoda; Strigeidida; Schistosomatidae
Source: the annotation of a GenBank genome assembly